This is a messenger RNA of Dracunculus medinensis (Guinea worm), 1644 nucleotides long. Lineage: Eukaryota; Metazoa; Nematoda; Chromadorea; Rhabditida; Dracunculidae. The record is from the annotation of a GenBank genome assembly.
GAAGAUCCCAGUGUGGUCUGUGGUGGUUCACACACUGUAUUAUCAUCGUGCGUCGAUCAGACGACUUCAUCAAGUGCUCAAAAGUCCUUCGCUGCUCCAUCCUGUCCAUUAACAGUCCAACCAACAGCAACUGAUUCGGCUAUCGAUUCGACUCUGUCGAUUGUUGGUCAAACAGACUUCGAUUUACCGCCACCAAUGAGUGAUUUGAGUAGUGCAGUUGCGGAUGCUGCUGCUUCACAUAAUAUUUCUUCGGUUUGCUUUUUAUAUCCUUGUUUAAUGAUUAUUUUUUGCAUGAUCUGUCUUGAUGAGAAUAUUAUGGAUUAUCAGCCACAAGUUGAUGAGCCAUCUGCAGUAAUUGCAACGGAAACCACUAGUGAAGGUGAGAAUGAAGGUAAUGAAAAGGAAACGAAAAGUGCUGAAGAGAUGGCAAGGAUCAAACGGCAAUACGUCCUUAUGGAACUAGUAGAAACGGAACGUGAUUACGUGAAAGACUUGAGUUCUGUUGUUGAUGGAUAUAUGGCAAAUUUACAAACGAUGGAAUUACCAGAAAAUUUAGUCGGAAAAGAUAAAAUAAUCUUUGCAAAUAUUGCCCAAAUACUUGAUUUUCAUAAAACAUUGUUUUUGAAGGAAAUCGAAAAGUGCCUUGAGGAUUAUGAAUUUGCGGGUAGUGCAUUCGUUAAAUAUGAACGUCGUUUGCAUACGUAUUAUGUGAAAUAUUGUCAGAAUAAGCCAAAAUCGGAUUUUCUUAUGGCACAAGAUGAUUUCGAACAAUUUUUCGCGGAGACGAAACAAAAGCUUGGCCAUAAAGUUGCAUUAUGCGAUUUAUUAAUUAAACCAGUUCAGCGUAUUAUGAAAUAUCAGUUAUUGCUCAAAGAUAUAAUGAAAUAUACUGAAAGAGCUGGCGAUCGGACUGAAAUUCUACAGAAAGCUCAACAGGUGAUGCAUAUUGUGCCAAAAGCAUGUGAUGAUAUGAUGCAAGUUGGUCGACUUCAAAAUUUUGAUGGCAAUCUAAAUGCGCAAGGAAAAUUGAUCUUUCAGGGAACUCUCGCUAUUUCCGAUAAUGCACCUUCGCAGCCAUUUAAAGCGAAGGAUCGUAGGGUUUUUCUCUUUGAGCAGUCUGUAAUUAUUGCUGAUUGUAUUCUUCCGAAAAAAGAAUUUGGCAAUCCGACAUACAUUUUCCGAAAUCAAAUUAUGAUGGUACUUGAAGCAAAGAUUCCUGAUGAACCAUUGCGCUUUAUCGUUCGUAGUAAUGAUCCUACGCAGCCUAAUGCAUUCCUCGCACAAGCUAACACUAUAGAAGAAAAGAACGAAUGGAUUGCGAAAAUAAACAGUCAAUUAGAUCAACAAAAAACUUUACUAGCGGCUCUGGUCGAUCCAAAACGUUACCAGAAUCAGUUAGCUGGAGGUGUAAAUGCUAUUUCUUUAGAGGAAGGAUCGUCAGAUAAGAAAAAGCCGAUGUUCUCGCGAUUAACGGGUAAAAGCAAAGAAAAUCUUGUCAAUGCACCAUCACCAAAUUCUAGUGGAUCCGUGCAAUCGCCAAAGCAUAAUUCAUCUUCGAAUAAAUCGUCAAAAUUGUUUGGUUUUGGAAGGAAGUCAAAUAGUAAAUCGACAGUUUCACCACCUCCGGUAGGUAAAUUGAAAUGA